Molecule: messenger RNA, 4791 nt
Organism: Notolabrus celidotus (New Zealand spotty)
Lineage: Eukaryota; Metazoa; Chordata; Actinopteri; Labriformes; Labridae
Gene: khnyn
Product: KH and NYN domain containing
Exons: 9
Coding region: 627-3548 (973 amino acids)
Cellular component (GO): nucleus; cytoplasmic ribonucleoprotein granule
Molecular function (GO): mRNA binding; RNA endonuclease activity
Source: RefSeq, a predicted model, not a curated record
AAAUCCCCUUUAACUUCUGUUUGACUCCAACACGCAGAAGUCUUAUUAUUAAUGUUAAAAUGUGAACAAAAUGUGUGUUUUAAAACAUAAAACACUCUUUAUUUAUAUAUUUAUUUAUUUAUUUACUCUUUUUUUAUACCAGGAAAUGACACAUUAAUGAAAUAACACCAGUGAGGGGAUACAUUGUAAUGUGUUAGAAUAUUCAGCAGUCUCAUUCUGACUUGUUACAAUGUAAUGCUUUCCCUGUCUGAGUGUAAAUACUCGAGUUCCUCGGUUAGUUUCGGUUUUGUCUUCGGGGUUUCCAGCCGGUGAUGUGAAGUCCAGACCCACAAACACUUCCUCAUCCGCCUCCUCCUCCUCCUCCUCCUCACAGCAGCAGCAGAGAGCUCGGUUUCCUGCAGCCUGAUCUGAAACCUUUUCUCGUGGAGCGAUUUGUUUUUCCCAAAUGUGUUGUUGGACUUUGGACUGAUCCGAGUCAUGAUAUUGUUUUAUAACAGAGAGCUGGGAGAGAGAUCAGCUGCCUCGCUGUGAGUGAAGCUGCUGGAAACGAAACUUUGGGGAGGCACAAAGCGACAGACUUCAACAUGUUCGACUCUUUGACUCCAGUGUAAGAAGAAGAAGAAGCGAUGGAUGGUGAGAGGAGUGAUGGAGGGGCAGAGGCCGAGGUGGAGGACGAGUUUGCGUGUGCUGGGGUUCUACGAAGAUCUCUGACCUCCAUGCACGGCACUGUGGAGCGGAUAUUCGGCGUGACGUUUGGAAUCGGGGCGGAUGAUUUAUCACAGGGAAACAACGGGCAGAUUUGGCUGAAACUGCAAGGGCUGAGGAAAAAUGUGACGGCGGCAAAAUUAUUCGUGAAAGGAGUUGUGAACCAGGAGGAGCAGCAGGAGGUUUCCUACCCCGGGGUCCUUCACUGUGUCUUCUGUGGAGCCAAAGGGCUGUUCAUGGACUGCCUGAUCAAAAGCACCUCAGCACAUAUAGUGGUUGGCUCCACAGGGUCCCUGCUCAUAUCAGGACUUGCUGAGCCAGUGGUGCGAGCUUAUUCCCUUAUUAUGGACCUGGUGGAGAGGUAUGAGGGCACACAGUCCAAACGCCCUGAGACUGGGGCCGGGGCUGGCACUGGCGAGUCUUUGGAUUCACGUCGAGCCUUUAAAACUCUUGUAGAGAAAUGGGAGGAUUGGCACAUCCUUGAUCUUCUGGUCCUACCUGGGUCAGUGAAGGAAAUUCUGCUGGAUUUGGUGAAAGACUCUGGGUUUGGAUCUAACCCUAGUUUGGCAGCGAGAGACAGAAAUGCAAGAGCAAGACCACAUGGGGAUUUGGAGGGGAGAUGGGACAGCGCUUCUGAUCGGUGGAUUGAAGGAACAACUGAAGGUCUGCAGAAAGACUCUACAGCCAGGGACUCCUUUUUCCAGUCUGGAGGCGCUCUAGAGGAAAGACAAGUUAGCUUUCCUCAGGAAGUCGGGGAAGAGGAUCAGCUGGAUCAAGUGGCAAUGGUUGGAACAACGGAGGAGGAAGGAGUUGGCGGCGAGAGAGAAGUGGAGCUCCAGUUAGCUGCAGGAAAUAAGGAGUUCUGGCUUCUUUUAAAGUUCUUCACGGCCAUGGGGUAUACUGAUGAUGUUGUGAAAAGGGUACUUGCACGGACAGGACCUAAAGAGGCCUCACAGAUACUGGACUUCGUCCAACAGGAGCAGGAUCUCAGCGACCGGGAGAAAAGGACUCAGCAAGGCCAAGACAAUGGUGUCGCGAAUCAUGUGGAGAGGAAUCGACCUUGUGAGACAGAGCACAGAGAAGAUGAAGAACUGGCAGCAGGAGGAGAUAACCUCACAGGAAGUAACGAAAAGGUGGAAGAUGUCCGCAGCGAGGAGAAUGGAGCUACAAAGAGCAGGAGACACUUUGACGGGGAGGGUAGCACCGAGGAUAAAGAGGGUUCCGAAGAAGACUUUGUGUUGGGAGUGCUGAAGAAAGCAGCCGCCAGUUGUGGCUACAUGGAGCAGAAUGUAGCUAAAGCCUACAACAGGUUGCCGGAGGGAUCCACCCACCAGCUGCUCCUGGAGCUGCAAAGGGAGGGGAGCAAAGAGCUGGGUGCCUUUAGGGAAGAACCAAGAGAGAUGGAUGAUGUGAUGCUGGAGAAAGAAGGACCAAGAGUUGGGCCAUCAGAGGUCAAAGCACAUGCAGAAGUUGAGCUCUUCAAACCCGCAGAAACAGGAGAAUCGGGUGGGAGAGGAUGGGCAGAGCUGCCGGAUCUGACUGGCAAACAGCGAGAUAUGCUUGCUUGGCUUAAUGAGCCCAAACUGCCUCCCCAGAGUCAAUACACCCCCCAGGCAAAGCAACACCACCCCCCAAGGUCCCAAACUACGCACCAAAUCCUGCCUGACGUCAAAGGGCCACCCAUGCCUACGUAUUCCUCAUCUUUAGAUGCGCCACUAACCGUUUUCCAAACCAACCAACAAUACGGCCAAACCAACUACGUACCCAAUCCCAAACAAACUCCCCCCAACCACAACAGUGUCUUCAAUCCAAAGCCCCAAAAACGAGGACACCAAGCACACCAAACCCCUUUCUCAGGAGCUGACUCUUCGCCGACCAGAGCGAGGGACAGACGGGGCUUCAUGGGCUCAUCUUCAGUGGUGGUGACAGGGCAGCAGCGUUUCCUGGAAGGCCUGCAGACGAGCUUCAAACUUCAGCUUACAGACAAGCCUGGAAACCCGAAACUGAGGACCAUCAUCAUCGACGGGAGCAACGUGGCCAUGAGUCAUGGGCUGGGUCAAUUCUUCUCCUGUCGUGGGAUUGCUCUGGCCAUCCAGCACUUUUGGGAUCGAGGCCAUCGUCAUAUCAGCGCCCUCCUGCCACAGUGGAGACAGAAGAGCGACCCAAAGAUCAAAGAGCAGCACUAUCUGACUGAGCUGCAGACGCUGGGCCUGGUCGCCUACACGCCUUCCAGAGAAGUUCAGGGCAAGAGGAUCAGCUCGUACGACGACAGAUUUAUGCUGCAGCUUGCACAGAAGACGGAUGGUGUGAUUGUGACUAACGACAAUCUGAGAGACCUUUCAGACGAGACCGCUGCGUGGAGGGACAUCAUCAAAAAGAGACUCCUGCAGUAUACGUUUGUUGGGGAUCUCUUCAUGGUGCCAGAUGACCCCCUGGGCAGAGGAGGGCCUCACCUGGAUGACUUCCUACGCUCAGAGCACAGGACUCCUGACCCGGGAAAUCACACUUUUGCCGGAGUAGCCUCUGCAUUCCCUUUUUCAAAACCUCCACGCCCCCAAACGGAGGUCCUGAACUACCGUGACCGAACCCCAGGGGGAGCUGUCGAUGUGACACGUGGAGGUCAUCGAGGUAAAGGGAGAGGAAGGGGGCAGUUUGGAGCGCCGGACCCUGAACUGGUUUUAAGAGCAGACAGGAGUCCAGGAGAAACAGCCAGCCUUAGAGAACAACUCUGUCAGGUCUUCCUUGGUCAGGACAACAUGGUGACGCUGGUGCUGCAGAGCCACCCAGAGGAGACGGAUAUCAACGUGCUCUCUGAUCUGAUCUUACAGCAGCAGAAGGACUAAAUAUCUUUUGUGUCUUAAUGUUUUUAUGAAGUGAAAUCUGACUUUUCUUGCGCUUGAUCUUAUAUCAUUGUUUCUCAACAGAGCAGCAACAAACUACACAGGCUUCAUAACCCACAACUGUCAAAGUCUUAAUUUGCCUGUCAUAGAAAAUAUUUACCUCUCCACAGUAGACGUAGGUUUAAUUUAGCAGAGCAGCUUUUAAUGCUAACCUGGUCAUAUCUGACUCUUCAGAAAUUGUUACGGUCAUUAGCUUUAUAAUCUUAAAGUUGGAUCAUCAGGUUAAAUAUCCUAUUGAUCAACACAUCAAUAUACGGCCAACCCCUGCAGAUCGUAGGACAUUCCAGUCAGCCUAGCAUAAUAGUUUGUGUUCCAUGCUAAAUACCAAUGUUAGCAUGCUAAUCAUAUAUCUGUUAAGCUAAUGAGCUUAAGUAACUUGUGAACAUGUUAAACUUGCCUGCUAAGCAUCAACAUGCUAGCUCUGUCUCCCUGAGGAUGUUUGCAUGCAUGUUAGCUUUCAGAAUUUAGCUUGAGUGCAGCUUUAAGGAAGCUAGCUUUUCCUCAGGAUCCUAGUCUUUUUCAUAAUGUUUUAAAAAGCACUUAAUGAUACCAGUUGCACAUCCUCUGGGUUGUUUUAGUGGUUGAAGGUUGAGCAGCCUCAUGCUUUUUUUAUCAUGCAGCCAUGCUAAUGUCAUUUUCGGAUCGAAUUCGGAUUAAGCCCCUUGAGAAAAUACAGUAAAAGAAAAAAAUGGAUGUGCCAUUUUUAUGAUCUGUGUGAAAAAAUCAUUUUUAUGGAAGAACAAUAGAAGAGAAACUAUUUUUCUGCUAUCAGAAUUUAAUGUGUUGCACCGCGGCUGCUGCAGAAAUCAAGAUCUUAGUAUUUUUGUAGAUUUCCAUUGAAUGAGAGAGUUUUGGUAAUCUUUGUACAUGAACACCUCCGUCUGUAAUUUGGAGGUUAUUUUUCCACGUUAAAAUACCAUCAAACUAAUUCCUACACCUUUCUUUGCACUCAGUUUUAUAUUUAUAACUUAUUUUUUUUACCAGUUCUGAUGUUUUAAUUAUCUUUACUUUGCACCUAAAAAAACACAGAGCAUGAAUCCGUUUGGUUCAGAAACUCAAAGGCAAAUUUUAAAAAGCUCACUAAAUGUGACAAUUAUUUUUCUUAAUUGCUUUGUUUAUAAGUGUACAUUUUAAGAGCCUUGUGUUGAUCUCUGCCCUUGUUUUUGUGUAUUAAAGUAUUUCUUGA